AUGUUUACAAGACGGUUUAGCACAUCCUUGUGUCGACAAGCAAAAACAGUUUCUCGGAAUUUACCCACAGAAAAGAAAUCUCCCAAGCCAUGGGAAGUCAAGAAUAUUUCUAAAGACGAAUUUUUCGGCCGCAAGUAUGGCUCGAUAUCUGCAGAACAACGUCAGAAACUUAACGACAAAGUUGCUCGGCAAAGACGAGCCAGAGCCGAGCGGAAAGAAGCCGAGUACUCCAGUCAAAGGGAGUCGUCUCGCGAAACCACUUCUUAUAGACCUACAGGAAUGAGCCGUAAUCCAGUGUACGAGUACAUUUAUGGUACCCAUCCUGUUCUAGCAGCGCUUACUGGGGGUAAAAGAGAUUCUUUCAAUAGGCUAUUUGUCUUCAAUCCGAAGGAGGGAACCUCGCAAAUUCUUUCACAGGCAAAAAAACUCGGAAUUUCUAUUGUCACCAAACAGAGCAAAGGUGAUAUGAACAUUCUUGCUGACAACGGGGUCCACAAUGGAGUAGUUUUGGAGACCAAACCAUUGGAAAUACCGUUUAUUCAUGAAUUGGGGGUAUGUGACCCAGAAGCUGAAGAAUACGAUGUUUCAAUUACGAAUGAAAUACUUAAUUCUCAAACUCCUUAUACCCACAAGUGUCAACGUGAAGCUGCUUAUCCUCUUGGGAUUUACUUGGAUGGCAUCACCGACCCCCAGAAUUUGGGUGCAAUUGUGAGAACAGCAUACUACAUGGGAGUUGACUUUAUUGUGGUUCCAGAACAUGACACUGCUCGUUUAGGACCAGUGGCUGCGAAAGCAGCAGCAGGGUCUCUCGAUUUGAUGAACAUUUUCCAAACAUCUGAUAGUCUUGGGUUUGUGGAAAGAGUGAGAAGAAACGGCUGGAACGUAAUUAGUACCAGCUCUCAAACCUCGGAAUCUUUGCAACAAGAUCAAAAACUGAAACACCAAAAAGUGCAGCAACAACUCGGCACCAAAUUCAUCGACCCAUCAGAGUUAUCUACUAUUGCCAACGAGUCACCAGUUCUACUUGUGAUGGGCUCAGAAGGUGCUGGUGUAAGAACUCAUCUCCAGCUUCGUUCUGAUUAUUUGGUUGGUUUGAGUAAAGGAAGAGAAGACGAAGGUAUAGUUGACUCGCUCAAUGUCAGUGUUGCUUGUGCAUUAAUGGUAGCCAAGUGUACAGAAAAGGUGUGA
Meyerozyma guilliermondii ATCC 6260 is the source of this 1188-nucleotide messenger RNA. RefSeq lists its product as uncharacterized. The coding region runs from base 1 to 1188 and encodes 395 amino acids. Gene Ontology annotation, biological process: rRNA methylation. Gene Ontology annotation, cellular component: mitochondrion. The transcript has a single exon. Lineage: Eukaryota; Fungi; Ascomycota; Pichiomycetes; Serinales; Debaryomycetaceae. The record is from RefSeq and is a predicted model, not a curated record. Gene Ontology annotation, molecular function: RNA methyltransferase activity; RNA binding.